Molecule: messenger RNA, 588 nt
Organism: Acanthocheilonema viteae
Lineage: Eukaryota; Metazoa; Nematoda; Chromadorea; Rhabditida; Onchocercidae
Source: the annotation of a GenBank genome assembly
AUGGGUGAAGGAGGGGAAGUGGCGCAGAUUGGUACCUGCAAAUGGUUCAAUGUUCUAAAAGGUUAUGGUUUUAUCACACCUGAUGAAGGUGGAAAUGACUCUGAGUUAAAUAUGGAUGGUUUCCGAAGUUUGGAUGCCGGUGAACGUGUUCGUUUUGUGAUUCGGAAACGGCCGGAAGGCAACGAAGCAACAGCUGUUGUAAGUGCAGAACCUGGUGGAAAACUGAAAGGAAGUUCUAUCAGACCUCUUGGAAAGAAUAAAUCACAUGUUAUAAGAUGUUUUAAAUGUGGUUAUUACGGGAAUCAUACAGCAGCCAAAUGUAAAACAACGGUUGGAGCCGAAAAAGCGUGCUAUGGAUGUCAUGCAGCUGAUCAUUUGAUCGCUGAUUGCCCGCAAAAAGUAAACUAUAAAAAUGGUAAUAAAACAAAAAAGAACAACACCGAAGGAAGUGAUGCGAAUGAGAAAGUGGCGGAAGUAGAGGGUACUGAAGAACUACAAACAAAAGCAAAAAUGGAAAAGACCGAUUCGAAGAUGAAAGAAAUCACCGUCGAUAAGGACAAUGUCGUUAAAAGCAGUAACUGUUUUUAA